AUGGAAAGCCUCAAAUUAAAUAUAAAACUGCCUUUAAUUGAAAAGGCAUCUCUAAAUAUAAAAGAUAUUAUAGAUCAUAUGAAGUUAAAUGAGGGUAUAUAUUUUGAAAAAAUAAAAUUUGAUAAUAAUGAAAUAUUAAAUAAUUUAGAAAAUAACAAUGUAUAUAAAAAGAUUGAAGCCAUGAAACAUAUACUAAUUGGACACAUUUUAAAAAAAGAUGUUUCUUGUUUUUUUUUUAAUGUUUUAACAAACAUAUCAAUAAAUAAUAUAAUAUUAAAAAAAUUAAUUUAUAAUUAUUUAAUUUUAUAUGCUAAUGGAAAUACAGAUUUGACAUUAUUAUCAAUCAAUUCUUUUAAAAAAGAUCUAAAUAAUAGUAAUUAUCAAAUAAGGUCAUAUGCAUUAAGAGCAAUCACAUCAAUAAGAUCUCUUGAUAUUAUUAAUUUAUUAAUAGGAAUGUUAAAAAAAUUUUCAAAUGAUGACUCACCAAAUGUACGUAAAACAUGUGCAGAUGUUAUACCAUCUAUAUAUUUUGUUGAUAAAGAUCAAUUUAUUUUCUUAAGAAAUGUUUUAUUAAAAUUAAUUACAGAUAAUGAAAUAAAUGUUGUAUCAUCAGCUAUUAUCUCUUAUAGUACAAUAUGUAUUCAUAACUAUACUCAACUUUCUUAUCUUUACGGAAUCAAACAUAAAACAAAAUUUAAUUCGACUCAAGCUGUGCCACACACUGACGAAGAGUCUCACACUGACGAAGAGUCUCACACUGGCGAAGAGUCUCACACUGGCGAAGAUUCUCAGAUAUACACAUCGCUAUCAUUUUUGCAUCCACAUUAUUAUAAGUUGUGUAAAUAUUUAUUAUGCAUGCAUCCAUAUAGCCAAACCUACUUAAUUGAUUUGUUACUACGCUAUUGUAGGAUGUUUUAUACAAACCCCUUGGAAAGUGAGAAAAAUGAAAGUGAGCAAAAUAGAAGUGGUGGAAAAAAGAGUGACCAAAAUAGAAGUGGUGUAAAACUGAGUGACCAAACGUAUGACGCAUUUUGUGAGUACAGAAAUUAUGCAAUCGAUAUCGAAAUAUUUAUUGACAAAUUGUUAUUAUUAUUGUCAUCAAACAGUUAUAGUGUUGUCCUAAUAGCAAUAUCAGCUUUAUACAAAUUAACAAAAUUUACAUACAAAGAAAAUAUGAUUCAGGCUAUAUUAUUUUGUUUAUUAAAAAGUAAUGUCGAAAAAAAUGAUGAAAUAUAUGAAAUAUUUAUUAAAAGCGUAAAACCAAUUAUAAAAUCUUUAAAGGAUGAAUUUGAUCCAUAUCUAUCUUAUUUUUUUAUUAAUAAUCAAGAUAGUACAAUAAAAAAAUCAUUAAAAAUUGAUAUAUUAUACAUAUUAAAUAAUAAAAAUAACCAAAUUAUUAUAAUAAACGAAUUACUACAUACAUUGUAUAUACCAAAUAAUAAUAAAUUUAUCAUUAAUAAGUUAUUUAGAUAUAUAACAGAGAUUUCUUUACAGAAUCCAAAAUGUUUAUCUAAAUUUGUUAAUGAAAUUAUGAUAAUGUUAAGUUCAAAUAUAAAAAUAUAUUCAUAUGAAUCAAUUUUAUCAUUAAGAAAAAUAUUACAAAAAAAUGAUAAUAAAAAAAUUAAAAAAAUUAUUUUUUUUUUGAUCAAAAUAUUAUCACAAAUUCGACCAAAUAAUGUUAAAAUAUCAAUUUUAUGGAUAUUAGCAAAUUAUCAAAAACAUAUUGAUCAUCUUCUCAUUUUUGACUUAUCAAGAAUAUUAGUGAAAUUUUUUAAAACUUCAGAUAACGCUUUCAAAAUACAUAUAAUACAUUUCCUCUUUAAAAUAUGGAUAUACCAAUUUGGUAAUAUAAUUCAAAACCACUCUCACGAAGAUGCUUCAAAAGAAGAUUACUCAUCGCGCGGUGCUAAUUCUCAGCAUGGUGCUAAUUCUCAGAAUGAACAGCAUGGUGCUAAUUCUCAACAUGAUCAGCAUGAACAGCAUGAACAACGUGACUCCAUUUGCCAUAGUGAAUGCGAAAAAAUGAAAAGCGAAUUUCUGCUAUUCGACCAAUUGUGCAAAAGUUGUUUUUUACUGGCAUCACAAGAAAACCAUUUUGAUAUCAAAGACACUACCAAAUUUUACUACCAUAUAAUGUACACAUUAACAAAAUUCAAAUCACAAAAUUUAUUAGAUUAUAAAUUCUUACAAACAAAUAUAUUUAAUCACCCAAUUUCAGAUAUAACAUUAUCUUUAUCUUAUUUAAAAUUUUUUUAUUUAUAUUCUGGAAAAUCGAUAAUUUCAAAUUCACUACAACUAGGAUCAAAUAAUUUAUUUUCGGAUAAAUUAGAUGCAUCUUCAUCUCAAUUUAAACAAAAUAAAAAUAUUAAUAAUAAACAAAAAAAAAUACAUAUAUAUCAAUUAAAUACUAUAUCUAAUUUGAUAGGUUUUAAAAUACCAUUAUAUGUUGACUUGCCAAAUUUCUCUUCAUCUGAUUUACCAAAUAUUGAACAUGUUAAUAAUCUUGAAAAAGAAAAAAAAAAACCUAUAUCUUUUUCAUCAUUUGAUUUACAUUAUAAUAAAAAUAUGAACAAUUAUAUUAAUUCUCAUAUUUUUUUAAAUGUUGAUGAUUUUUAUAAAGAAGAAAAUAUUGAAUAUGAUAAAAAUAAAAUUCCAAACAUUUCAAACAUUCCAAACGUUUCAAACGUUUCGGAUACGCCAUUUUUAAUCAAUAAAGGAACAAACAUUCAAGGCGAAGACGAAGAGUCAGACGAUAACCAACAAUCUCAAAAAAUAAAUAAAUUAGAUAAAUAUGAAAAAGUGGGAAAUUCAAAAGAUUUUAUAUAUGAAGAAAUUGAAGAUAUAGAAAAGUUCUUUUUUAACAAUAAUGAAUAA
Messenger RNA from Plasmodium yoelii, 2874 nucleotides. Its product is annotated as adapter protein complex 3 subunit beta 2. The transcript has a single exon. Bases 1 to 2874 code for a protein of 957 amino acids. Gene Ontology annotation, cellular component: membrane coat. The record is from RefSeq and is a predicted model, not a curated record. NCBI's taxonomy places the organism in Eukaryota, Apicomplexa, Aconoidasida, Haemosporida, Plasmodiidae. Gene Ontology annotation, biological process: vesicle-mediated transport; intracellular protein transport.